CUCUGCGUUCUCUUCUUCUUUCUUGCAUCUCCAGACUUCCAUUAAAAUCUCCGCCCACUCUCUCUCUCCUUUCUUUAUAUUUUCUCAACCAAACCCUCUUUCCUUUUUAUAUACAUUCCCGAUCACAAGCUGUACAUAUACAAUCUCUCUCUCUCUCUCACACACACACUUCUAGAGAGAGAGAAGAGGAGAAAAUGGUGGCCAUGUUGCAGGGAAUUGGAGUAGCGUCAGCAUCUGCAACACCUCUAGAUCACUACAACAAAUUGGGUGUUUCCUCUGUCCAAUCACUCCCAGUGAUCAGAUCCGAGGGAAGAUCGAAUUUGGGAUCCAUUUUCGGAGUCUGCAGGGCAAGAAAAUUGAUUACCAAAGCCGUUGCAGCAAAGGCUGAUAGCAAUGCAACUUCUGACUCUUCAAAAACUGGGUAUGAGCUCUUGCUGUUUGAAGCCCUAAGAGAAGGGCUCGAGGAAGAGAUGGCCAGAGAUCCUCGGGUUUGUGUUAUGGGGGAAGAUGUGGGCCACUAUGGGGGCUCGUACAAGGUUACUAAGGAUCUGGCUAACAAGUUUGGAGAUCUCAGAGUGCUCGACACACCCAUUGCUGAGAACUCCUUUACAGGCAUGGCCGUGGAGCAGCCAUGA
Ilex paraguariensis (yerba mate) is the source of this 635-nucleotide messenger RNA. The record is from the annotation of a GenBank genome assembly. Lineage: Eukaryota; Viridiplantae; Streptophyta; Magnoliopsida; Aquifoliales; Aquifoliaceae.